Messenger RNA from Lytechinus variegatus (green sea urchin), 2591 nucleotides. RefSeq names its product cystine/glutamate transporter-like. Gene Ontology annotation, cellular component: membrane. The record is from RefSeq and is a predicted model, not a curated record. Gene Ontology annotation, molecular function: L-amino acid transmembrane transporter activity. NCBI's taxonomy places the organism in Eukaryota, Metazoa, Echinodermata, Echinoidea, Temnopleuroida, Toxopneustidae. Gene Ontology annotation, biological process: amino acid transmembrane transport. The transcript is spliced from 11 exons. The coding region runs from base 165 to 1622 and encodes 485 amino acids.
GUGGACUGAAUGAUCACUGAAAUCACCGAAGCCUAACAUUUGAUUACGACUAAAGUGUAACGUACGGACUCGAGCUGAUUUUUCCUGACCAUUCACAGUGUUCUCGGAUUGUGACUACGACAUUCCAAUAACAUCACGACCAUCAGCAGCAUAUUACUCUCGAUAUGGAAUACCGUAAUGAUAAAGGUGCCGGAGAUAGCAAAGAUGAAUGCAAGGACAAAGUCGCCAUACCUCGUCACCUUGGAAUUUUUGGUUGCAUCUGUCAUUUUGUUGGUCUUGUCAUUGGCACUGGGAUCUUCAUCUCUCCGACCGGUGUCCUUCGUGGUGCGGGAGGAUCCGUAGGCCUAUCCUUCAUCCUAUGGAUAGCAUGCGCCAUCAUUCAGACGUGUGGCGCCCUCACAAUGGCCGAACUAGCUGUCAUCAUGAAGAAGUCUGGUGGGGACUUCACCUUCAUCCUCCAGGCCUGGGGACCCCUGGUGGCUUUUAUCAGGCUCUGGGCGCUCGAAACCGUCAUCAUGCCGUGUGGAGCAGCUGUAGCAAUCUCCACCAUCUCAAAUUACCUGCUGACGCCCUUUUUCCAGUGCGAGGAAGUGCCCGUCGUGUCUUUGAAAUUCCUCAGCGUGUUCUUCCUCCUCUUCGUUCUGGCAGUGAAUUGUAUCAGUGCUCGUUUAGCAUCCAGACUGGCUGGGGUACUAAGUGUAACAAAGUUUGUUGGACUCGCCAUCAUUAUCGUAACCGGGAUGUACAACCUGUCAAAAGGUUAUACUUCAAAUUUUCGGGAGCCUUUCAGCUUGGCCUCAUACGAUCCGUCUCUCCUACCAACUGGGCUUCUGUCGGGGUUAUGGGCUUACAACGGAUGGAGUGUUGUCACCACAAUCACAGAAGAAGUAAAGAGACCUGCACGGAAUAUUCCACUGAGCAUCGUCAUAUCGAUGUCGUUGAUCACGGUAGUGUACCUCAUGACCAACGUCGCUUACCUAACGCUUCUCUCGCCAAAUGAGAUUCUUGCAUCCGAUGCGGUGGCAGCGGAUUACAGCAUCCACUCCCUUGGAAUCAGAUGGUCUUGGAUGAUCUGGGUUUUUGUUGCGAUGUCUUCAUUGGGCAGCACCAACACCGGCAUUUAUAAAUCAUCAAGGACAAGGUUUUCAUCGGCCCGAGAAGGUCAUCUCCCCGAGAUCUUAUCCAUGGUGUCCAUCUCACGUAACACGCCUCUUCCUGCUGUAGUAUCUUGUGUGAUCGCACUCAUCUUCCUCGUCGAAGACGAUAUCAUUGUCCUGGUCGAAUACCUUGGGUUUAUAGAUGUCGUGUUUGAAACGGUCACUAUCGCUAUCGUGCCUUACUAUCGAUGGAAGUACCCUGACAUGCCCCGACCCUAUAAAGUCCCGCUUGUGAUCGCAUUCGUUUACAUGGCGGCACUCUUGUUCAUUGCUUCGAUGUCGUUAUAUGCCAACCCCCUUAGGAACUGCAUCGCACUCAUCCUCGCUUUCGUUGCCAUCCCGGUGUAUUACGCAAUGGUGCAUCCAAAAUACAAACUGAAGAGGAUCCGGCCAUAUUCUGUGAAAAUAACACGAUUCCUGCAAAAGUUAUUCCGCUGCGUGAGGCAGGAAAAAAGGACAUUCUGAUCUUUUCGCAGGACAUCCUGGAUGUAAGGAUCUAUUAUGAAGCUUCAUUGUAAUUUUGCGACAUAAUCGUCAUUUUUAUUUUGUAUACAAACUCCGGAAUAUGAUCGAGCAGACAAUGGAUAUCCAAACAAACCCAUAGAAACCACAGAUCAGUGCUCAAGAUAUUCAUUAAAUUUUAAUUAUGGAUAACACUGGCGUACUACUUGGGUGGGAGAAUUGUUCGAAAUCGAAUAAAUAUUUCAAUCAUAGUUAGAAACGUGUUUCUAAACUUGUUUUUGAAAUACAUAUUUCAAUGUACCAACCAGAGUUCGUUAUGCAGGUUAUGGUAUUAUAAUAUCAUUUAUACGUACAAAGUCUACGAAAGCUUUAAUUAUUUGUUUCAUAUUUAUUUUGCUGGCCCGCUUCGCUCAUUGGCAUUUAUAUAAAGAAUUAGUUAUAAAUAUUUCUUUGCUCACUACAAUAAAUUCAUCACCAGUGGUCACUGAUGUGCUGCUGGAGUGGGGUAGAGUGUCUUUGAAAAAAGGCUCAUAAAUUAAAGAAAUUAAUUAUAUGGUAUUAUUUUGCAUCAGUAGUUUCAUUGGAGUUUCUGUAAUUUCUGUUUAAGAACUUUCCAUGUAUUUUGAAUGUCGCGCUUAUAUAGAAUUAUUUGAUCUGUGAACUAUCUUUUCUUCGUCAAAUGUAUUGUCUCAAUUAGAGUAUUAUAACAAAAUGAAAGGUUUAUUUAAUGUUCAGCAUGGUUUCUAAACGGUGAAGAGCGUAGAAUAAUUUUUAAUCCAUGUAUAUAGUUGCAUAGGGAAAUUCAGUAAUCGUGUGUAAUCGAUUACGUAGCUUUUCUUUUAAAUGUUAUUCAACACUAUUUGCUGAGAAAUAGAGGUGUUUACAACUGCAUGAUUGUCUUAAAAUGUAUUUUUGAUUCUUACUAGCUGUUUGGGUAUAAUACAAAGUGCCAUUAACCAUCACCGUCUCUCG